AUUAUUGUUGGCGAACACCGGCGGCGGAGGCACGCGCGCCGAGACGACUAAUCGCACACUUAGCGGUUGUCGUCACGCGCAUCAACAGCGCCGCAGCCGCCGCGCCGCCGUGCCGCCGUCGUCCGUUGUCGUAUAAAGAGCGUUCGCUCGUCGCCGACAGCUGCACAAACGUCGUCAAACUCGCGACGCGAAGACACUUUGAAAACAUAAUAGUUGUUAUUACUUAUACGAUAUCAUAGCAUACGAUUUUUACGUUUCCGUUUAACGAUAGACUAUCGUGAGUAACUUUUUAUAUUGAAUAUAAAAUAAAUUCGUCUCUCGAACGUGUCAUCAACAGACACAUACGAUAAAAAGAUAAUCAUCAUCGUCGUCAUUAUGCCGUGUCACGAAGUCGCACCGACCGUCAUGCAACAGUACCACACUUACGAAGACGACAGAUCGUCUGGCAAAACAUUCGACUCCGACUCUGACAGUUCCGGAUCCGACGAGAUAGUCACCGCGCAUUCGACCAAUGUGGUUCGGGCUUGCAGCAGGGGAAAGUGGCUGAAGACGCUGCGGACGGUCAUCGACAUGAUGGACGGCGGUGGAAGUGGACGACGGCCGCGACAGGUCAAGACCAUACUCAGGCCGCCGACCACGUACGUGUUCGUGAUCGGCAUGUCUGGACUACCGUCCAAGGUGGCCAUCUACCCGAGGAGGAUGUAAGGGGACCCGUCGGGAAGUGGACGCCUGACAUUACGACGACCGGCAGACGAUCUGCCAAGAUGUGAUGAAAUAUUACAAAAACCGGAUGCCACGAUAUUAUCAUUAUUCGUAUGAUUCACAUUGAUUUAUUUCUAGUGUGAUUUUGACCAGAUAAUAUAGUCGUAAAUUGGUUUUGUGACUGAAAAUAAUAAUUAUACAUUGUGACCCUCUGACGUUUCCUAUACUGUGUAUAGGUAACGAUCGUUUCGAUAUUUUCGAGACGUUUCUCUUAAUUUAUUUAUUUAUGCAAUUUGAAAUGUUUUUUCAUCGUUCAUUUCCAAUGACGAUAAUUUUAUACAAUUUUUUUAAAUUUUAUAAACGCUUUUGAUACGAUCAUAUUAUAAUUAAAUUAUUUUGUAUGGGGCAUGUCCCACGUGGUACUUAUCAAAAUAUGUGUGUAAAAAUAAGAGAGAUUUGCAAUACUGAAAAAACGGGCCUAACUUCCGUGUAAAUAUGUAUCAAUAAUUUUACCACGUCAUUUAAAUGUGUCUUGAAAAUUAUAAAUUAUUGUUUUUAACAAAAUGAAACAAUAAAAAUAA
Messenger RNA from Metopolophium dirhodum (rose-grain aphid), 1283 nucleotides. RefSeq lists its product as uncharacterized. The record is from RefSeq and is a predicted model, not a curated record. Bases 376 to 705 code for a protein of 109 amino acids. NCBI's taxonomy places the organism in Eukaryota, Metazoa, Arthropoda, Insecta, Hemiptera, Aphididae. The transcript has a single exon.